GUGAUUGACUUUAUCAGGCACACAGACAGAGAUUUUGGGAUGCGCCACUCGUGCGUAAAACCUUGGCACUUUCUACGGAUCGCGCAUGAAGCAACGAGAGGAAGCACCACCGCUUGAAGCAAUUCGUAUCUAUUAUCGUGGAAACGUUCAACCUUCAUAUUCUCAUUGUAAAUCUUCGGAAACGGGGGAUGAGAUAUUUAAAGAGGAGGGGAAGGAUAUCUUGUAUGAGGGCAAACGCAACAAAGGCAGACUGAAUGUGAUGUUCAAGCCGACUUCAGAAGGGAAAAGUGAAGGGGAACACCAGUGGAGAUAAAACGAUGUGUCAACACUGGACUUUGAAAAUCGACCCUGACACAAAACUGCUGUUUUAAGGAUCAAGGACAUCCUCAGUGAAUCACUGACCAACUCUACUAGGGUGAGAUUUUCACCAGACAUAAUCUGACAGGAUUUAUAUUCAUGCAUAAAAUGUUUUUAUGUCUGUAAAAGUAUGUACAGUGAAUAGGAGUGCAUGGGAAAAGGUAACAUAAUUAUUUGAUGUUUCUCUUUUUCAAACACCCUAUUAACUGAAACUAUAACAGUGAAACUAUACUGAUCCUAAAUUAAUGUUGGACUGCUGCUCAUUGACUUCUGCUGGGAACUGUUGCUCUACAGACUGAUCCUCUACACUGAUGUAAUUGAGCCUUUUUGUUUGCUGAACUGUGCAUAACUAACUUUUCACGCUCAAUACCAAAUUACUCAUGUAUCUUGUGAAAUCUAGGUGUCUAAAAAAAGGGAAACAAAUACACCAAUGAUUUUUCAAAAAAAGUAAUUUGUAAUAUAUUUAAAAUUGGUUAAAAUUGUUUUCACAAUGCUCAGAGACUCUUAGUGUUUUCAAACAUGGAGAAUGUGUCUGUCUCUGGUGGGGCACCCCCCGUCUGCAACGACUCUGUGGAUUUCUACACCCUGACAUCCGGGAACAGCACUGACCUGAACUGCACUCUACCUUCAGAGUUUUACUUCGACUUUUACGUAAUUUUACCGAUCAUCUACUCUGUGAUCUGCGCAGUGGGACUGACAGGCAACACGGCCAUCAUCUACGUGAUCCUCAAAGCCCCCAAGAUGAAAACAGUAACCAAUAUGUUCAUCCUGAACUUAGCCAUCGCCGAUGAUUUGUUCACUUUGGUGUUGCCGAUCAACAUAGCCGAACACUUGCUGCACUACUGGCCUUUUGGUGAUGUUUUGUGCAAAGUCAUCCUCAGCAUAGACCACUACAACAUUUUCUCCAGUAUCUUUUUCCUGACUAUCAUGAGCAUUGACCGCUACCUGGUUGUUUUGGCCACAGUGAGGUCCAAACGCAUGCCUUACCGCACCUACCGAGCAGCCAAGAUCAUCUCACUAUGUGUCUGGAUCCUCGUUAUCCUCAUCGUCAUGCCUUUCACUGUUUUCGCCGGCGUCUUCGUCAACCCAGACGAUGGGAGGAAGAGCUGCGUGCUCAGCUUCCCCAGCCCCGAGAGUUUCUGGUUCAAAGCGAGCCGGAUCUACACACUCAUUUUGGGCUUCGCCAUUCCGGUUUCCACCAUCUGCAUCUUAUACACCAUGAUGCUCUACAAGCUGAGGAACAUGCGGCUCAACAGCAAUGCCAAAGCGCUGGACAAAGCCAAGAAGAAAGUGACCAUCAUGGUGUUUAUCGUCUUGGCUGUGUGCUUGUUCUGCUGGACGCCGUUCCACCUCACCACCAUUGUGGCUCUGACGACAGACCUGAGGGACACGCGACUCGUGAUCGGGAUCUCCUACUUCAUAACCAGCCUGAGCUACGCCAACUCCUGCCUCAACCCGUUCCUCUACGCCUUCCUGGACGACAGCUUCAGGAAAGCCUUCAAAAAAAUGCUGGAGUGUAGAACGACCUGAAUGUACCAUAGUGUGACAAAUGAAACCUGUUGCAGAGAUCUGCAGAGAUUUGCUGAGUUAGGACUGAAUGCGAUGGAAAAGUCUGAUAGCAAAGAUUUAUGUUCAAAUCUAAAUUCACAAUGUCUUUUUUUCGCAGAUUUGAAUUGCUUGGUUUGUUAAAGCUGCACUAGGCAAAUAUGCACUUUGUUUGCACAUGAUAGCAACAGGUAGCUAUCUUUUGUUUUGUCUCAUUUAUCCUUGAUAUAAAGAAAAACAGGCCUAAUCAAAGCACACAACAUUCUUAAUGUGACAACACACGUCUAUAAAUAGUUCAAACUAUAGUAAAGGAUGUGAAAUAAUAUUUGUAAGUCGAGCUUUUUCUAGACAGAACACUGUUUGGGUUUCACUUUACAUUCACCACUCAAUGUGGUCGGAGGUGAUCUCAUGCCAGCCAAUCUAAAUCACCUGAUGAGACACGAAGAUCUUUUUUAUCCGUUCUUUUUUUUGUUUUUACAUAAUUUGCCUAGUGCAGCCUUUAAUGGCUCUGAGAGCACAGUGUAAGAGAGAACAUAUUUCACUUUAUAGAAAUGGGCAAUAUUCUUUGCAAUAAGGAAUGUUUGACAUCCAGGACAAAAAAUAGCAUUGAAAACAACUUGUUUGUUGUACUGUAACUUUGAGCUGAAUUACCCAUCGUCAUUGUCUACA
This is a messenger RNA of Trematomus bernacchii (emerald rockcod), 2571 nucleotides long. It is a transcript of the gene npbwr2b, whose product is annotated as neuropeptides B/W receptor 2b. The transcript is spliced from 2 exons. Gene Ontology annotation, biological process: neuropeptide signaling pathway. The record is from RefSeq and is a predicted model, not a curated record. Gene Ontology annotation, cellular component: membrane; neuron projection. Bases 877 to 1887 code for a protein of 336 amino acids. Gene Ontology annotation, molecular function: neuropeptide binding; neuropeptide receptor activity. Lineage: Eukaryota; Metazoa; Chordata; Actinopteri; Perciformes; Nototheniidae.